UCGCGAGGGCGGGGCUACUGGGGCGGUGAAUUGAAGCGGGAGAGACGUUUUACGUGAGAGGGGGCCGCCGGUUGUUGCUAUCGCUAUUUUUACUUGUUAAGCGUAAAUGGUUUUACACGUGAGGGGGACGUUUACGUGAGGGGGGUGCCGGUGUUUGCUACCGGUAUUUUUUUUGUUGUUAAGCGUAAAUGGUUUUCUUUUUUUAAAUAAAUACUUUCCAGCCGUCGGGAUCCCUCGCCGUAAUUGUUACUCUGUUCGGUGUUUUUUUCUUUAGCGUCGAUAGUCGAGACGGGAGUGCGUAAAUUGACACCAGGCCGCACCCACCGGUAAUCGCGGUUUGCACGUGAAGUUAACACCCUCUUUGUAACGAUUGUGGACGUCCACGUAAACCGUCGAUUGCUCGUGAUUUGUUGUUGAUAUGAUUUGCCGUUUGGCAGUGAAUCCACGGAUCGUGAGCGGUGAGCGAUGAGCGCUGAGGCGGUGUUUCUGAGGCAGCAGGACCCAGAAUUAUACGAAUAACUAAAUGUGAUGCGGUGGUCUCGUGUCCAGUGCAACGGCUCAACGCAGUUCUCAAUCAGUACCAGGUCAAGUACUUGGUCCCACCUGCCUCCACACCGGCAGGAGUCUUUGGUGAGGGGGACCCACCAGCCCCAUGGCUGACGGACAAAAGCCUGCUCGCACCCCUCAUAGCCGAAUACGACCGGCACUUGGAGGAAAUGGAAGGGCAGCUCCGCAACUACCAGAACCUGAUGGACGAGAUGAAGCUCAAGAUGAAGAGAGUGGUGGUGGAAAACGAGAGGCUGCAUGCGGAGCUGAGGAAGAGUGUUGAAACACAGCUGGAUGGUGCGGCCACAAGUCUGGGUGUGUUCACCUCUGACCUUACAGAAGAGGGCAUGGCCAAAAACCUGCAGGAGCAGGUCCAGUUAGCCAAUCAGGAGAAGGAGCAGGCGCUACAGAUGUGGCGCAUGACCUCGGAGGAGCUGGAGCAGCUGAGUGAGCUCUACCAGGAGCACGUGGGCGACGUUCAGCUGCACCUACAGGAGCGGCAACACCACAAGGAGCAUCUGGUGGAGGUGCAGCAGUUUUCCCAGCAGCUGCAAGUCGCUAAACAGAGGCUAGAAACGAGCAACCAGCAGCUGGCGAAAACACUCGGUGACCAAAACGUGGAGCUGAAUCAGCUGCGCAUUCAGCUCCGGCAGGCCAAGAUGGAGCUGCGCACGUCCGAUGCCAAGUCUGAGGAGCUGGGCAGAGCAAUGCAGAAUCUUCGCGAGGAGCUGCUGAAGAAAGAGGAGGAGGACACGGCCAUGCGGGGGCAAGAACAGGCGACCGAGCGGCGCUCGCAGCAGAUGCGCAAGACAGUGACGCAGCUGGAUGCCAGGCUACGGUUGGCGGCACAGGAUGGUGACUCGCUGCGCAGGGAGCGUGACGCCCUGCAGGCACAGCUGGGGGAGGCCGCACUCCGAGCAGCCCAGCUGGAGGAGGAACGCUUCCAGGCAAUGCGAAGGGCAAGUGAGGGUCUGCAGCUCCUCGAUGAGGCUACGCUGCUCAAGGACCAGGCACUCCUGGGUGAGCGGCAGAAGGAGGAGGAGCUGGAGAGACUGAAGGAGGCCAUGGCACAGCUGGUACAGGAGGCGGCUGCCAGGACCCGCAAAGAGGUGGAGAACGUGAAGAAGCAGUGCAACAUACAGAUUUCACAUUUGGUCGCGGAGCUGUCCAACCUGCAGAUGGAGUGCAGUGACAAGCAGAACCUGAUGGAUCGGGCCAUCAGGGAGAAGAGGGCGGCCGAAGAUGAGCUCGAGAAGCUCUACCGUGAGGGCCACGGGACCGAGGGGGAGCAGCGCAAGGCGGACGCGCUUCUUCAGCGCUGUCUGGUGGCAGAGAGAGCCCGUGACGAGAUGGUGCUCAGCCUGCAGGCCACGCAGGCGAGGCUUCGAGCUGCCGAAAUGCAGCUGGAGGAGGAGCGGUCGCGUGCGAGGGCGGACGUGCAGACUCUGCGUUCACAGCUGGAGGCAGCGCGGGCCGAGUGCCAAGACGCCGGCGAGCAGCUGCUGGCAGCACAGCGGCAGGGCGACGAGCUGCGGCGGCAUGCGGAGGAGAUGCGUCGCGAGGGCCAGGAGGCAACGCGAGCAGCACGCAAAGAGGUGUGGCGCAUGCAACACGACAGCAAGGCACAGGAGGCGGCGCUGGAGGCACGGCUGAAGGAGCUGCAGCUUGCGGGGCAUGCGUCUGUCGAGGAGCUGCACCGUAUGUUGGGGGCGCAGCAAAGUCUCACCACGCGCUUCCGUGAGGAGGCGCGCAAUGCCACCGCCGCUGCACAGAGGAAAGUCGCCAAGCUUGGAGCGGAGCUUAGCCGGCACAAGCAACACGCACAGGAGCUUACCGCUCUGCUGGAAGCUGCCCGCAUGGAUUUGGUUGAGAGCCAGCAGCUGCAGGCUGAGAGCCAGGAGAAGGUGGAGCGGUUACAGAAAAGGUUGGCACAGGCAGAGAACCGCGCCACCGCUGCCACUCAGCAGCUGAAUCGCUACUCGACCCAGGGGAUUCCGAUCCGUGAUCGUUGAGCCUAAGACGGCGACAGCCACUGCAUUAAGUUUACAUCGUCACAGUGAACAUGCCCACAUUUCACCGGCAUCAAAUUGGCAUGGCAUAUCAGGGCAUAUUUCAAAUCAAGUACAGACAUCUAAUUUUAACUAGAAAAAGGCAAAGUUUUGCCAAUGUAUAAUGAUAACUAUAAAACCGUUACCUCAGGGAAUCUUGGAUUCUUUUUAUUUCGAAAGUCCUGCUUGGAUUGACAAAUUACUUAUUAUAAAACUUUGUAAUUACAUAAAGGAUUUGUAUAGGUCAUAGCAAAACAGUGGUAACUUAUCUUGGUAUCAAUUAUAGACCAUGCAGAGAAGUCUGAGAACGGCCCCGCAAAUCCGCCUCCUGUACCUGUCAGAGUGAAUGGGGCUCUCUCGUGCCUCUCUUUUCAUGGCAAUGUGAACACUGUAUACAAUAUAUAUCUGUAACCACCAGGAAUCCAUUAUCUUCCGAUACAUUACAAUGGGGGGCUUCCCCUGUGACCUUCCUCUUGCCUAAUAUAUGGUGCAGAUGGAAUCCCCUCUUUUGUCAGGGCUAGGCUCAUUACUUGGGGUGGUGGCUGAGAGCCCCGUAGGUGUUGCCAUGGCCUUCAACAAUUCUUUAUCUUUGCACAUCCUGGCAGCACCCACAGUAGUAGCCGAUAAGUGUAUGUGUACAGUUCUCAAUCCACUGCUGGAUGAGGGCCUUCCCAGGCUGUUCUGGUUGUGGAUGUUAUACAACCAUACUUCACCACACUUGUCAGUGUAGAUUGAAAUUAGGGAGCAUAGGAGUAGUGCAAGUGGAUUAUGCUGCACUUCAUUCUAAUUCCCACCACAGCCCUGCAGCCUAUAGCAAUUUGUGCAUGGCCGUCACACACCAGAGUACUACCGAGGCUGAACCCUGCUUAGAUAUAGAACAUUGGGUACAUUGUGGGAGACUUGGACAUGGGUAACUGAUAGGUAUAGGAAGGGAAUUGGAGCUGGCUUUGUAAGACUUCUCUGCAUGGCUUAACAUCCAUAGUAGAUUCCCAUUACUACUGUGGGUGCUGACAUGUCCUAAAACGUUUGUAUCUUAUUUCAGACAAAAUGAUCUUGGCCCAUAAUUCAUUGGUUUAUGUCUAUGCAACAGUUCUGCAAAGCAUAAAGACUUAUAUUCCACUAUUUAAGUAACACACAAAUAUCAUUUCUGUUGUUUACCUGUGGAUUUAUGGAAAUAAUUCUAAUUAAUGCAGAUAACACCCAGUCAGACUAAAUGAAUGGUAUUUGUAAUAUGUAGUAUUGGGACCCCUGUGAGUUAGAAGGCACAAGUCUGGUAUUUUUGAUACAACUGUGAAUGUUACAUAACUUUGCUGAUGUUUUUAAGCAACACUAUUUAUAUGUAUUUUUUCAUAUUUUAUUAUUUUGUAUGAUCUGUCAAUAUGUUAGAGUUAUACAAUUUUUUAUAAGUGAUUGUGCUUGCUGUAAUUUUGACUAAAAAAGGAUGGCCAACUUUUCAUUGUAAAAUGUGCAUGAAAUUGCAGUAAUGAUUUCUGAAAAUUAUUUCAAAACAAAUUUGCUCAUAAGAAUUAACCACUUCUGGGAACUAACAUUCAUAUUUGAUAUUGAUACAGCAUUUAUGUUCUGUACAAGUGGGCACGUGUGCAGUAUUGUGGGUGGGUGCCUCUAAAUAUUUACAGUGCUCCAUACUGUAAAGAGCUUAUAUUGACGAAGGUGAUAUUCUAGAUUUUUUUUGUUACUUACUGCUUGUUCAUAUUUCCACAGUUUAAAGGUUCCUCUCUUUUAAAUAAUUUGACAGCGUCAACUUAGAAGUGACUUAGAAAAUUCAUUUUUACUUUCAAUGGACAUCCUUUUUAAAGUGAUAUUGAUUGACAGGCAUUAAUGCACCAGCACUCGCUUAUCUGUAGAAGCCAGUAUAGUAGAAAAAACGUAAACAGUCUUUAAGGAGGGGGGGGGGGGCACGCUAAUUUAUUUGGCAUCUUGAGGUACAACCACACAUUGCAAACAAAAAUGUAAAACACUGACAUUUAUAUGCAACAUUUGUAAGCUUAACUGGUUUACACUGUAUGCAUAUUAAACAAAAAGGUUAGUUUAUGCGCAUUAAAACAUUCCAAUUAUGAAUGUAUCAUGGAUUUAAUUUAAAGUUGCUUAUUUUGCACCUCAUCAGCAAUAAGCAUCUCGCACGAAUUAGUGCAACCUUAGGGCCAACAUGAAUGCAUGCAGUCUCCAGUAUGGUGGCUGGAGUCAUUUUGGAUGUAUCAUUCAAAUCAAAAGGUGCUGUUGGAGAAAAACAAUAACUCAAGUGAACGCUGGCCGAGUUUCAAUGGUUACAGGAAGUUUUAAGAGACCAGCAACCUCUGCUGUAUCUUUUUCUGCUUUUACUACCCAUGCCGAGAGGAAUUUCUCAUACAAGUUGGACGUUGCAUUAUUUUGGUUCAUUCUGCACCAUAUGUCCCAUAUAUUCACAUACCACGUGUUCAUUAUUUAUUAUCAAAUGUAAAUGGGAGAUUUUUGUUCAGCAUUUACCAAAAUGAUAAAAUAUUAGUCUUGAAAAUGGCUGUUACAGAACAAUAUUUACAACAGUGGAAUUCUGAAGCAUAAAAUUUACUGUUCAAAAUUCCACUUAAAAUUAGGCCUUUUUACUGUCAACUACAAAACAAAGCAGUGAACUUUAACAUAAAAAAUCAGGUUACACUCUUUAAAAAAAAUCACAUUGGAAAAAAGGCUGUAUCAAAGCAACGUUAAAUGCACAAUAAAUAACAUUUACAAUUUCCAGAAUACAUACGUUUUGUACACAAUCUAAAUAAUUCAAAUUGUGUGCCACCCUGCCUUGCAACACCACGUGGUGCUCAUGGCAUGGUGGUGUUAGUUUUUAAUUCUUAGAUUUGCCCAUUACUUGAUCUGCACCAGAAUGGGUCACUAUUGGGUGGGUUGAUAGAAUUUACUUUACAAUGUUUAUACAAAUAAUAUACCUUGAGUAAAUUAAUGUUUGGUAACUACUGUACAUAUUUACUCAUGCUUAUGUCAAGAAACGCUUUAAAACCGUGAAAAAAAGAGCAAUUGGCGAUUUAAUUUGUCUCUCCAACAGCCAUUGAGGCUGAAAACUUUAAGCACGCUAACGAGUGUUAUUGAACGCGGGCGAGUGGGGAGGUGAUAUGUCCAUUUUGCAAACUGAGUUUACGCAAUGUAAAUUGAUGUGUAUACUUGUAAAGUGCGCAAUUCCAAAUAAUAUUGGCUGCAGCGUUAUACACGCAAACGUUGGAUUGGUAAUUUAAAUGCACCAAUGGCUGGUACUGUAACUAAGUGAAGACCUUCAAAUUUGUUACAACAAAAAAAACGGUGGCACAAACAUCUCAGUGUUUGCUUUUGGCAAAUGCCAGUUGCACGUGCCUUUCAGUUGGCCAUUAUGUACAUGGGGGCAGAACACUGCUUUAUAGGCUUACCGACUUAUGUGCAAUCUCAGUCGAUUUAAUAACAAAACUACACCUGAAGAUCUC
Messenger RNA from Petromyzon marinus (sea lamprey), 6049 nucleotides. Lineage: Eukaryota; Metazoa; Chordata; Hyperoartia; Petromyzontiformes; Petromyzontidae. The record is from RefSeq and is a predicted model, not a curated record.